This is a messenger RNA of Cyclocybe aegerita, 1461 nucleotides long. The record is from the annotation of a GenBank genome assembly. NCBI's taxonomy places the organism in Eukaryota, Fungi, Basidiomycota, Agaricomycetes, Agaricales, Hemipholiotaceae.
AUGGAAAUCGAUCGAAUUGAGGAAGCGCAAGCGGGAUCGAGCUCAACGCCGCCUAGAAGGCUGGCGCUGCCAGUGGACGAUGCACAUCCGUUUGAUCUCGAGGGGUACAUCUCAAACUAUUCUGGUCGCUCUGCUAUCGAGAGGCUGAUCCACAUUAUGUGUCUCUGCCCAUCGAUAGCCCCCGAAGCAUUCCAACUUUGCGCUCAGCACAUACACCAAUCGCGCGACCCUUCGAUGUUCCAAUCACUGUUUCAGGCGUACGAGCAGAUCUCGUCGACAAGCGAUGCUUCCCUUCCCAACAUGAUGGACCUGGGGGAGCUGGACACGAAGUGGGCGGACGAGGUGUUGGCCAAGAACCAGGCUGAUCGCACCAAGUUGGAAGUCGAGCUGAAGACGUACAGCAACAAUAUGAUCAAGGAGAGCAUUCGAAUGGCACACCGCGAUUUGGGCGAUUUCUACCGUGCCACUGGCGAUUUUGGCACGUCAUUGAAGCACUACACGAAAUCGCGCGAGUUCUGCACCACGAGCCAACAUGUAUUGGAUAUGUGCAUGUCUAUUCUUGAGCUCCUCAUCGAACAAAGAAACUACGCCCAUUUGACGACAUAUGUUUUCAAAGCCGAUGCUGCCCUCGAUGCUGCCACGGCGGCCAACAAUGCCUCAGGGCCGACAGCACCAGUUCCCACCGUGACCACGGGCGCAAAAAAGAAGUCGGUCGAGCGAGACAAUGUUCAAGCUAAACUUGACCUCGCCACAGCUCUGUCGCAUCUAGGGCAAGGCAGUUAUGAGAAGGCAGCUCAGGCAUUCCUCAAAGUAGGUGCACCAAAAGACCUCGGCGACUGGAUAGGAAAGCUCAUAUCGCCUGCCGACGUCGCCAUCUACGGUACGUUGUGUGCUCUGGCCACCUUCCAACGAUCUGCUGUCAAGUCAAGGAUUUUGGAGAACUCACUGUUCGGAGUGUACAUCGAACAAGAACCUUACGUCCGAGAGCUUAUCGAGUCUUACAUGAACAGCAAUUUCAAAAAUGUUCUGGAGCUGCUUGAGAGAUAUACUACGCGUCACUACACAGAUAUACAUCUUUCCCCACAUGUUGGAGAGCUCACGAAUUCAAUUCGUAACUGGGCGGUUGUCCUUUAUUUCCAACCUUUUGCAACUAUCAAGCUCGACCGAAUGAGUACAGCCUUUGGGUGGACGAUCGAAGAGGUCGAACAACAAGUUGUAAACCUCAUUCAGUCUGGGCUCAUCCAGGGGAGAGUGGAUAGUCAGAACAAGAUUCUCCAAGCGAAGAAGACAGACUAUCGUGCGGAGCUGUUCGCUCGUGCAAUAAAGGCUGGGACAGAGAUGCAGGCUACAAACAGGAAGCUGUUGCUACGCAUGAGGUUGCAACAAGCAGACCUAAUUAUCAAACCCCCGAAAGGCAGUAAUCAUCCUGGCAAUGUGGUGGAGUUUUUCACCGGAGAUUAA